CCGCGGAGGCUUGUGGGUAACCGGCCAGGGGUCUCCUGGCGACGACGAUGGCGGGGGAUGUGGGCGGUCGCAGCUGUACGGAUUCGGAGCUGCUGCUGCACCCGGAGCUGCUGUCCCAAGAGUUCCUUCUCCUCACCCUGGAGCAGAAGAACAUACCUGUUGAAAAUGACGUGAGAAUAAACAAAGACAAUCUUACUGAUCUUUAUGUCCAGCAUGCAAUACCAUUGCCUCAGAGAGAUUUGCCAAAGAAUAGAUGGGGGAAAAUGAUGGAAAAGAAAAGAGAACAACAUGAGAUAAAAAAUGAGACUAAAAGGAGUAGCACUGUAGACGGGUUAAGGAAAAGACCCCUCAUUGUAUUUGAUGGAAGUUCAACAAGUACAAGCAUAAAAGUGAAAAAGACAGAGAAUGGAGAUAAUGAGCGACUCAAGCCUCCCCCUCAGGCAAGCUUUACCAGUAAUGCCUUUCGAAAAUUAUCAAAUUCCUCUUCAAGUGUUUCACCCCUAAUUUUGUCUUCCAAUUUGCCUAUGAACAAUAAAAUGGAACACAAUAAUAAUGACACUAAACAGAACCAUGACUUAACGCAUAGGAAAAGUUCUUCAGGCCCUGUGAAGUCGCCACCUUUGUCCCCUGUUGGAACUACUCCAGUAAAAUUAAAGCGAGCUGCUCCUAAGGAAGAAGCCGAGGCCGUGAAUAACCUGAAGCCCCCAGAAGCGAAGAGGAAGAUACAACAUGUUACAUGGCCGUGAAGGAAAGUUUCCAAAAAUGUAAAUAUAAUUGUAACUGUAGUUUUUCAAACACUUUCACAUAUACUGACAGUAUUUACAGAGAUCCUGAUUGUUACAGAAUUUUCUUAAGAGGUUUAAAAUUAGGUUCAGAAAAAUAGUCUCGUCUUUCCUUUCCUUUCCUCCUUUCCUCUCUUCCUUUUUUAAAAAAAUUCUUGCCUUUCAUGCCCUGAUUAGGAAAGAAUUUGUUUUAAACGAAUGGCUUAGUAUAAGUCAUUUAUCUUGACUCUAGUCAAAUCAUUAGCUGCAAGUCUGGUCCAAAGCAUCUGAUGAAUUUUAGGAAUUAUCCUCAUUAGUCUAUUUCAGUCUUUGGGGGAAUUUGAGAUUUUUUUUAAAACUCGAAUACUUUAGUAGUUCACAAUUUUUAUUUCUUUUCCCAAGCAAAAGAUAACAGUUCCUCAAAAUAUUUUAAUAAAAACUGCCAAACUCAUCCUCCAGGUUCACCAAGAAAAGCAUAUUUGUAGUGCUGCCAAUAAACUAUUAGAAUAUGUGGAUAAAAUUGCUGUUUUUUAAGUGCUUGCAUUGCUUCUUCCCAUAAAUCAAAAGGGAAAUCAGUGCUUGCUGUUGCUCCUUUCCUUGAAGUCCUGACAGAAUUAAUUUAUUCUGAGUUGACUGGCCAGUCUCGCCCCUGGUCCACCCGUGAGAACGUUCUUGUCCUGCUGCAGCCCUCCUACCCUUUUCAUGAGCAGUCUGUGAUCUCCCUCUGAGCUCAGAUAUCACACCCUCCUAGGAGCUUACUCUUUUCAAAAUGAAGCUAACUGUAAAAUCUACUGGUGAAGUAAUCAUGUUAGAAGUGGUACCUCAUGGCAGGAAGUUUAGAGACUAGGAAGAGUGGAAUAGAAUUCUAGAACUUAAGAGAGUCCAGGAAGUAUGGCAGUGAGGGGGGAAAACUCAGUGUGACCUGGAGUGGGCAGAGAGGAGAUGCUGAAGUCAGAAGUCAGCACAGAGUGACAGCACAGGAGAGGUGUACCAGCUGGACGGGGUUACCUGCUGGUGCAGUAUGGACAGCUUCCCACAGAGCUGUCACACGCACACAGAAGUGUCUAGUAAGGGUUUGUGUUUGUCUUCAAGUGGUGUUCUCAUUCCACUUGUAUAGUGGAAGUCAGUGGGAAAAUAGGGUACACCUUAUAUUCUAGUUCUAGUGUCCACUUUUCUGCUAUAUAUUUCUAACCAAGCGCAAAGGAUAGUUUAUACUUUUUCCUUUGUAUGAUUGAUCUUCAAAUUGGGGUUUGCUUUUUCACUACUUUUAGAGGAGUCUCAUUCUUCUUUUGAUUUGUUUGAAUAAGCAUUUUAGUUCAGCUAUUGAAUAGCCUUACAAAAAAUUAAUUCAGCCUUGCAGGUAAGUACUGUACUAAAAUUUUAACUCUAGUUUUUAGCCAUUCUGCCUUUAUCCAGACUGUAAAUCUGUACUCAUAAGACACAAUUGAUACACACUAAGUGUUGCUAAAUUGUUAAUGUUGUGGUAGAUUGUUAAAUAUAUAGUUAUCUGCAGGGCUGAUAUAUGUAAUAUUUCUGUUGAAGGACAACUGUGAUCCUAUACAUAAUUGUAUAUUAAGGAGAUUUUAAAAGUGCAGAUUUUAGGGUAGAAUGACAAAUUAUAUUUUAUAUUCAGUUGUCCCCUCUGCUUCUAUCUGCAUUUCUCUCUUAGUUAAGAGAGAGUUAGCCAUUUGACAGUUUUAAGUCAGUGGAAACUUAUUUUUAGUUACUCAAUAAAAUUAAUUUUUAAUUUGUAUAUUUAACUUACAGAGUAGGUUGGUAAUAACAGCUGAACUGUGUAACAUUGUUGCUUCAAAUUGAAGUUUAUAUUAUGAACAUUCAAAAUCAGUGCUCAUAUAGCAGCAUAUUAUUGAGCUAUUUUGAGUUUGAAAUGUGGAGAAGCACUAAACCAUGUACUGUGUAUUACAUAAUAGCAACAUCUUAGAGUGCUGUGCCUUCGCAAGGUGUAUACAUACAGUUUGUCCUGAUAUGUCUUUCCUCACAUGAUGAAGCCUGCUGAAUGAUUGAACUCUGAAGCAGAAGUGUUGUUUUGGUGUGCUUUAAAGGUUAGAAUGACAGGAUUUGAAUGGCGAACGACUUUGGAAUACUCUUUACUCACUAACCUGGGUUAAUAUUGUUGCUCUUGAUUCUAUAUUCCGAUAAGCCUAGCUUUUCUUAUUAUUGGGGUAGGCAGAUGAUUGACAUUAGAGUCAGUGAGUGGCUUCUGAGGUGUAGUUACAGGCACUUUACCACUUUCUGCCAUUGGCAGGUGGACUUGUUCUUUUCUCUCUCUCUCUUUGGUUCCCUGUUUUCCUUUUUCUUAUCUUCCUUUGCCAUAUUUUUACUUUCUUUGCUUCCACUCUUAUUCCUCCUUUCUGUAGAUCCUAAGCUUCAGGCUUAGGUUUGCAAGUCCUAACUGCUUGGCCCUGAGGGGUGAAGAGGCUGACCCUAAUCCUCUUCCAUUUGAGGGAUCGUAGGCUGCUGCAUGAAUUCUGGGAAGUCUCGAGACCCUGCAGCACCAGGGCACUCCCUUGCUUCCCACUGGCGGUAGAGGCAGCACAGUUUACCAAAACAGCUUUAUUAGCCAGACAGCUACAAGGCACUUUGGAAAGCUGGUUCAACUAUUACUUGGAGGCCAUAAUAUUUUUGCUAGUAUUAAAAUUCUCCAGAAUUUUAAUUAUUAUUUGAAAUAAUAUUUUGGUUGACUUAAGUUUUGAUGAUUCUAAAACUGAUCUAGAGACUCAUUCAAUAGCAAUGACCUUUUUAAAACUUACAUUAAGUAAAACUGCCAGUAGAUUAAAUCAUAUGUGUGUAAGAGCUUCCUCUAUUUACUACUGUGGAACUUCAGUAAUUUUUAGAGGCUACAAAAUGGUCAAAAUGUUUUUAAGUGUGCUCUUUUAUUAAAUGCUUGUGCAGGUUUUGUAAUUCAGUACAGAAAGUUUAACCUUGUAAUGUACAUUUUUCUAUGUAAAAAGUCUUUUAAGUAGCCUUAUCCUUAUUUAAAUAAACUGAAUAAAAUUA
Equus quagga is the source of this 3779-nucleotide messenger RNA. It is a transcript of the gene TSLIG2, whose product is annotated as chromosome 5 C2orf49 homolog. The transcript is spliced from 4 exons. Gene Ontology annotation, biological process: embryonic morphogenesis. Bases 48 to 746 code for a protein of 232 amino acids. Gene Ontology annotation, cellular component: tRNA-splicing ligase complex. NCBI's taxonomy places the organism in Eukaryota, Metazoa, Chordata, Mammalia, Perissodactyla, Equidae. The record is from RefSeq and is a predicted model, not a curated record.